GUGCUCCAUCAAGAAGAGAAGUGUAUAUCAAGUGGAUCUGGAGUUGACAACAGAUGAGUCGCAGCAGGCAUGCAGGAGCAGAGCGAUCCGUGUAUGACAAGACUUCAACACAACGAUCAGGAUGAUUUCCUGUCACGAUUAUGGAUUUAAUUCGCUAUAAUCAUUUUGAAUUACUUGCAUGCACAAUUCUCAUCUCAUCACUGUUUGUGAUAGAUGGUGCAUCACCUGACCUGCAGCCUCCACCAGAGGACCAGUGCUCUCCAAACCCGUGCCAAAACAAGGCAAUAUGUAGAAUCCGCGGGGACGGCUACUCAUGCUUCUGUGUGCCAGGGUUUCAGGGUGCUCACUGUCAGAUUGACGUGAAUGAGUGUGUUUCACAGCCCUGCAGGAAUGGGGCCACCUGUGUGGACAGAGUGGGCAGCUUCUCCUGUCUGUGUUCUCCUGGGUUCACAGGGGCCACUUGUGAGGUCCAGAUUGAUGAGUGUCAAUCACAGCCAUGUCUCAGUGGCGGCAGUUGCCAUGACUACGCCGGUAGCUUCACUUGCACCUGUCUGCCCGGUUUCCAAGGACACCGAUGCGAAAUCAACUUUGAUGAGUGCCAAGAGCAACCAUGCCAAAACGGGGCUCUGUGUAUAGAUGGGGUGAAUAACUACAGCUGUGACUGCUCUCACACAGCCUUCACUGGCAGACUCUGUGAGACACCACUACCACCGUGCCUCUCUGAACCAUGCUUCAACAGCGCCAUCUGCAAGGACAACCAGGGUAACUACAGCUGUGAAUGCUGGCCAGGGUUUGAGGGACGCCAGUGUGAUAUCGACAUCGAUGAGUGUGGCAGCAACCCCUGCAUGCAUGGAGGCCGCUGCAUUGAGAGGUCGUGGCAGGCUCUGUAUGGCAGCGAGCCUCUGCUGCCUGAACACUAUGACCAACAGCAGGCUGCAGGCUACAUCUGCAGCUGUCCUCUAGGAACUACAGGCUCCCUCUGCCAGGAGGUGAUAAACCAGUGUGACCCCAAUCCCUGCCAGAAUGGGGGCAGGUGUGAGAGUCAUGUUGGGGGCUACAUUUGCCACUGCCUUAAACAGAGUAACGAUGGCGUCCUCUAUGGAGGUGUAAACUGUGAUGUGAGGCUAAUGGGCUGUGAGGGACAUGAAUGCCAGAACCAAGGCUCCUGCUCUCCUUUCCUGUUGGAUGGGAAUCACGGAUACACCUGUUACUGCUCACCUGGGCACACUGGACCCCUCUGUAAUACCCCCACCACCUUCUCCUUUGAGCGCAGAGGCUACCUGCUGCUGCAGAGUCCCCUGGUGGAUGCCGUGGUGUCCUGCAACAUCACCCUCAGCUUCAAGACUGCUCUGCCCAGAGCGUUGUUGUUCCAGCGGAACAGCAGGGGGAUGCUGCUGAGCCUAGAGCUGGACGAAGGGCAGCUUCGUCUCACACUGAGGAAGGAGGCUUCUGCUGGGGCUGAAGCAGAAAGCCCAAACCAGGUCCUGGAGCUUCCACACAAUGUCACAGAUGGAGAGUGGCAUUCUGUAGAGGCUGUGCUCGGAAGCUGGAUGCUCAGUCUGACACUCUUGGAUGAUGCUGUGAGCUGUGGGAACCAGUCGUGCCACAAGGUGGCUCCAGUCCAAAGCACCAUGGCCAAGCUGGUGUCGCCUCCUCAAAACACUUUUAUUGGAGGAGUGCUUCAAGACUCAAAUGGCCCCAGUGACGACUCACCACUUCCAGCAUUCAUUGGCUGCAUGCGGGAUGUGUUUGUGGACUGGCAGCUCAUCGUCCCUGAGAAUUGGCUGAGCGACUCUGCUGUUAAUGUGUCCCCUGGCUGCAGCCACAGGGACCGCUGUCUGGACGUGCCUUGCCAAAACAAAGGACAGUGUCUCAACCUGUGGCAGAGCUACCAGUGCCGAUGUCCGAGGCCUUAUGAGGGCCAGGACUGUGAGGAGGAACAUGUGACCACACGCUUUGGGAAUGAGGACUCUCAGAGUUACGCAGCUUUUAUUGUCACCAAUGAUCUGGGUCACAACCUCUCCAUCUCCCUCUUCCUGCGUACACGGAGGCACUAUGGACUCCUCCUGGUGUUAGCCAACAGCAGCAGCCAGUACCUGCACAUGUGGCUGGAGGAUGGCAAGGUCACAGUUCAGCUCAAUAACUUUGAGAGCCUGAAAGCGGAGAGUGCGAUUGAUGACGGGGAAGUCCACUUUGUGAGAGUAGAGGUGGCGGACGAUCGUAUGGCGCUGUAUGUAGCAGCUCAGAAACAGGGCGAUGUGGAAGUCAGGGCAGUCAAUGUCCAAGCAGGAGACACUGUGUAUGUGGGAGGUAUGUUGGAGAGUUGGAUGACUUCAGUGUUUGGUGGAUAUUUUAAAGGCUGUAUUCAGGACCUGAGGAUCAACGACAGGCGGCUGCAGUUCUUUGGGUUGGACACCUCAGUGAGAUCUUUUCCUCUGGAGCUCAUGGAAAAUGUGACUGCUGGAUGCACUGGGGACAAUACCUGCAGUACAAACCCUUGUCUAAAUGGUGGGAUGUGCUACUCCAUGUGGGAUGACUUCACCUGCACCUGCCCUCCAAAGACAGCAGGGCGGCGCUGUGAAGAGGUCAGGUGGUGCGAGCUGUCACCUUGCCCCACAGACUCAGAGUGCAAGAUGCUGAACCAGGGAUAUGAAUGCUAUUCCAAUGCAACUUUCCUGAAUGACAGCACUGUGUUGUCCUACCGGGGAAAUGGCCACAUAUCCCGCAAUCUAACUAACCUCUCCCUAAACCUACGCACACGAAAGCGUAACACAGCUAUACUCCACGCAGAGAAGGGCUCAGAAUUAGUCACACUCUCUGUGCAGGGUGGUUUCGUCUUCAUGGAGCUUCAGAGCACCACUGGAGACAACAGAGAAGAGGAGGAGGAGGGAGAACAGGGUGUGUCUACGGUCAGUAUCAGCAGCAGGACGAGUGUUAGUGAUGGUGAGUGGCACAGCAUCCACCUGUUCAUGGCAGUGCCAUGGGCACAAACCUCCCGGUGGACUUUGGUGCUGGAUGAGGAAAUAGAGGAAGCCAUCACUUCCAGGAGCCAAGGAGGCAACCUGAACUUCCUCAGGCAGGGGGUGGACAUCUUUGUAGGGGGCCUUGCCCCGGAUGCUGGGUGGUCCCUGACUGGAUGCCUGGGCACAGUAGAGCUGGGUGGCAUUGCCCUGCCAUACUCCAGCUCCUCUGAUGUGAACCUCCCACGUGUGCAGGAGGAGCAAUUCAUUCAGACAUCACUGCAACCACCGCUCCUUGGCUGCAGCGGGGCCCCCGUGUGUGAGCCCAACCCCUGCCUGAACGGAGGGGAGUGCCAGGACCUGUUCAACAACUACAACUGCAGCUGUGCCGCAGGCUGGGCCGGGAGACGCUGCAACUUCUUCACUGACACCUGCGCUUCCAGCCCCUGCGUUCACGGCAACUGCAGCGUGAAUGGGCUGACCUACGACUGCACCUGUGAAUUUGGGUAUGCGGGUGUGGACUGUGACGAGGAGGUGGAUAUGUGUGAAAACCACCUGUGUGCCCAUGGAGGCACCUGUCUGCAUGGGCCGGACAGGUACGCCUGCCUCUGCCCUGAGAACUUCACUGGACCCCUUUGCAAUGAACGUGUUGAAGAAAUUCCGUGGUACCUUGUUGUCAGAAAUGUACGGCCUAAACUGCCUGUUUCUGUGUGUGGCGAUGACAACAGAAACUACACCUGCUUCAAUGGAGGCAACUGCACUGACCGAGAGCUGUCCUGCGACUGUCCACCUGGCUUCAUUGGACACCGGUGUGAGCAGGAGGUGGAUGAGUGCAAGUCCAACCCCUGUCUGAACGGAGGCUACUGCCGCAACCUCAUCAACAAGUUCUUCUGCGUGUGUGAAAUGAGCUACGCUGGAGAAACGUGCCAGAUGGACACGGAGCGUGCUCCAUACAGCUCGCGGGUGGUUGCUGUGCUGGCACCUUGUCUGGUUGGCUUGGCGAUAGUGGUGAUGCUGGGGCUGGCACUGGCCGUUGCCAAACUGCGAGAGAGGAGGCAGACGGAGGGAGGUUUCAGUCCGCGGCAACUCGAGGAUCCUGGUGGUCGCAACCCACCUGCUGAGCUGGGAAACACAUCCAUCAGCACUUUGGCAGCUCGUGUGGAGCGCCUGGUGUAGUGUAAAGCAGUGAGGAGAGGAGAAGUGUGUGUGAGAGUGUUUAACCUCUGAGGGUUUGACCUCUGACCUCUUACUGUCCGUCAGUCUGGUGUCCGUGGUCCUGCUGCUGGUUCUCAUCCUCACCUCAGUCAGCCUGGUGAUGACGCUCAAUCGCCGCGCCACCCACGGCACCUACAGUCCCAGCCGGCAGGAGAAGGAGGGAUCACGGGUGGAGAUGUGGAGCAUCACCCAGCCGCCACCUAUGGAGAGACUCAUAUGAGAUGCAGGGACUGUGUUUACAUGCAGGGUAGUAAUGUGGUUAUUGUAGUAAUGAAUGAGCUGAUGCUAGAAAUACACCUGAUGUAUAACUUAAAAAAUAUCUGCAGCCUGCAUGUGAACAUGGUCUUCCCCUCACAGUACCUCCAUUUUAAACUACAGCUGUCUUUCUUCACAUGCUGUAAGACUGUAUGAGAUCUUUCAAUUUUUGUGUUAUUGCAUAUCUCAGUGCUUCAUCCAUCUUCCUGCAACGUUUUGCACCUGGCUUCACUACUCAGCAGUACAUCCAUCUAAAUGCAAAGAUUUAAAUUCAGAACGUAUCGAGUCUGUCACAUUUAUGCGUCUGAUCCAUAUUUUUUAAGGAUUGUUGGACCAUUUGAUCCGGAUUUUGGACACACAUAAAACGUUGUUUUAAAGCCUCAUCUGGAAACGAGCAGAAUGAGUCAGACUGUUCCUCAUGAAAGGAUAAGGAUAGCAUUAUUCUGUAUUUUUCUUAUUGUCAACAAAUUCCAUGAAAUGAUCAAAACCAAACAUGUUAGUCCGUCUCUCAUUGGUUCCUACUGAAGACAUAAAUCUUUAAAAACAGAGGGGAAAAAACGCUCAGUAGUUUCCUUAAACAGUGGGGCACUAUUCUUUUUAGCAAACAUUACUCAAACAGGAGUUAAUAUUGCAUUUGUAGGGGACUAUUUUCAGCUGCGCAUUAAUACACAUUUUGUGCUCAAGUGAUUUACUGUAGCAGGACAGUGGACUGUAUGUGGGAUUGGCUCAAAAUAAACUAUCAAUUCAAUGUUUUGGUCUUUUCAUGGUAUUUGCUGAUAUUAACAAAAAUAUAGAAUAUCACCAGAGCUUAAAAUUCAUGAACUUCCAUCUGUUUGGAUUUAUUGCUGGAAAAAGACUUUCAAAUUGUUUGUGUAUUACAUGUCUACACGCUGAGUCUUGCUGCCAGUUUUGAUUCAUCUUUCAGUGAACAUUUCCACUGGAAAUACUGUAGCGCCUUACUGACAGAAUAAUGUAUUUUAGAGUCAGAUUUCAGGAUAAGUUGCACUUGUCGAGAAUAGUUUUAGUUUUUUUCUAGGCUGACUUGUAAAAACUGUCUUGACUGCAGUGUCAUUUUAAGUGUAUAUAACGUAAUGAUGAUUUUUGUUUAUCAUGUUUUAAACUGUGAAUUUCAUUUCAACUUUUAAUUGUUGGCAACUGUACAUAGACAAUGUGCUGCUUGAUUAAAGUGAAUUUAUUUGUGUUGAUGUAA
Molecule: messenger RNA, 5640 nt
Organism: Sander lucioperca (pikeperch)
Lineage: Eukaryota; Metazoa; Chordata; Actinopteri; Perciformes; Percidae
Gene: crb1
Product: crumbs cell polarity complex component 1
Exons: 14
Coding region: 141-4136 (1331 amino acids)
Biological process (GO): Notch signaling pathway
Molecular function (GO): Notch binding; calcium ion binding
Source: RefSeq, a predicted model, not a curated record